This is a messenger RNA of Lolium rigidum, 2177 nucleotides long. Its product is annotated as probable methyltransferase PMT2. The record is from RefSeq and is a predicted model, not a curated record. Gene Ontology annotation, molecular function: methyltransferase activity. The transcript has 7 exons. The coding region runs from base 179 to 2047 and encodes 622 amino acids. Gene Ontology annotation, cellular component: endosome; trans-Golgi network; cytoplasm. NCBI's taxonomy places the organism in Eukaryota, Viridiplantae, Streptophyta, Magnoliopsida, Poales, Poaceae.
ACACACUAGCCACAUUGGAUACGUGCCCGUUGUCCUCUUCUCCCGCGCACCUCUUCCUCAACCAAAAUCAAUCAGAUGCAACAACAGUGUCUCAAUUCAUCACGUCGUGUUGAUCGAUCCACUUCGGUCUGAUCAUACCAUAAUCAAUCAAGGUUUUGAUCGAUCGUUGAUCAAUACCAUGGCGAUCAAGGGCAACUCGGGGGAGUACAGGGCUCGGAGCCCGCUGGCCAUGGUGGUCGCCGUCCUGCUGUGCUGCUUCUUCUACGUGCUCGGCGCCUGGCAGCGCAGCGGCUACGGCAAGGGCGACCGCAUCGCGGUGGCGGUGACCCGACAGACGGCCUGCGCCGACGCCUCCGCGGCCGGGCUCAGCUUCGAGACGCACCACGCCGGCGCGAACCUGUCGACGUCCGGCCUUGGUGAGCCACCGCCAACGUUCGCGCCGUGCGCGGCGGCGCUGGCUGACCACACCCCGUGCCACGACCAGGACCGGGCCAUGAAGUUCCCGCGGAAGAACAUGGUGUACCGGGAGCGGCACUGCCCGUCGGACGGCGAGCUGCUGCGGUGCCUCGUCCCGGCGCCGCCGGGGUACGUCACACCGUUCCCGUGGCCCAAGAGCCGAGACUACGUGCCCUACGCCAACGCGCCGUACAAGAGCCUCACCGUCGAGAAGGCCGUCCAGAACUGGGUCCAGUACGAGGGCGCCGUUUUCCGCUUCCCCGGGGGCGGCACCCAGUUCCCGCACGGCGCCGACAAGUACAUCGACCAGCUCGCAAACGUCGUCCCUUUCGCCGACGGCACCGUCCGCACCGUGCUCGACACCGGCUGCGGCGUGGCGAGCCUGGGCGCGUAUCUGGAUUCCCGUGGCGUGAUCGCCAUGUCCUUCGCGCCGCGGGACUCGCACGAGGCGCAGGUGCAGUUCGCGCUAGAGCGUGGCGUGCCGGCCUUCAUCGGCGUCCUCGGUUCCGUCAAGCUCCCCUUCCCUUCGAGCUCAUUCGACAUGGCGCACUGUUCCCGCUGCCUCAUCCGCUGGUCCGACAACGGCGGGAUGUACAUGAUGGAGGUGGACCGUGUUCUCCGGCCAGGCGGGUACUGGGUGCUCUCCGGCCCGCCGAUCAACUGGAAGGCCAACUACCGGAAGUGGGAGCGCACCAAGGAGGAUCUCUCCGGCGAGCAGAAGAGGAUCGAAGAGUACGCAGAGAUGCUCUGCUGGGAGAAGCUCACCGAGAUGAACGAGGUCGGCGUGUGGCGGAAGCGGACGGACACGGCCGCGUGCCCAGCCAGGCCGGCGGCGGUCCGGACCUGCGACCCGGCCAAUCCCGACGACGUCUGGUACAAGAACAUGGAGACGUGCAUCACACCGUCCACCGCCGCCGCCGGAGGACAGCUGCAGCCAUUCCCGGCGCGGCUGAAGGCCGUUCCACCACGGAUAAGUUCAGGCGCCAUUCCUGGGUUUACCGUCGAGUCGUACGAGGAGGAGAACCGGCAGUGGGAGAAGCAUGUCAAGGCUUACAGGAAGGUCAACUACAAGCUUGACACGGAGCGGUACCGGAACAUCCUGGACAUGAAUGCCGGCGUGGGUGGCUUCGCCGCGGCCCUCUUCUCCCCAAAGUCUUGGGUCAUGAACGUCGUGCCCACCGCCGCCGAGCUCUCUACCCUCGGUGUCAUCUACGAGAGGGGCCUCAUCGGCAUCUACCAUGACUGGUGUGAGGCCUUCUCAACUUACCCAAGGACCUACGACCUCAUCCAUGCCAAUGGAGUAUUCAGCCUCUACAGGGACAGGUGCAAGAUGGAGGACAUCAUGCUAGAGAUGGACCGGAUUCUGCGCCCCGAGGGCACGGUGAUCCUCCGGGACGACAUCGACGUCCUGCUGCAGGUGCAGAAGCUGGCCACCGGAAUGCGUUGGAAGACGAUGAUGGCAAACCACGAGGACAGCCCACACAUCCCAGAGAAGGUGCUCUACGCCGUCAAGCGUUACUGGACAGCCGACGGCGACAACAGUUCUGAAGAGAACGGAAGUUCAUCAGAGGGCAAAGGCUCAGAUGUAUGAAAUGAUGAGUGAGCUGAGCUGCACUGCAGCUCAGGAAGCAACCUGAUUUGGGAUAUGCAUGCGAUUAUGUUGAAUUCAUGCUGAGUUUUUCUAGAGUGUAGAAGGGAGAUCAGCAGGUCUAUUCCAUUUA